AUGCUCAGCCUAUUGGCAAUGCUUUGGGGCUUACCAGCACUUGCCGCAAGUGCUCGAUGCCGAAAUGGUGGUGAAUGGGUGGCACAUGCGUGUACCAUGGAUGCGCAGUGUGUGCCGUAUAAACCACGUCAGACUGAUCGAGUGGCCUGUAUUGGCUCGGAAUGCUGCACUGUUCCAUGCUCGAACAACGGAUCGUAUAUUGGAAGGGCAUGUUUUGAAUCAAUCGACUGCUUACCGUACACGACGGAAAAAGUUGCUUGCUUGCAUGGACUCUGUUGCACUGUAAGUUUUUCUUCAGGUUAA
This is a messenger RNA of Gongylonema pulchrum, 303 nucleotides long. NCBI's taxonomy places the organism in Eukaryota, Metazoa, Nematoda, Chromadorea, Rhabditida, Gongylonematidae. The record is from the annotation of a GenBank genome assembly.